Messenger RNA from Syngnathus typhle (broad-nosed pipefish), 1893 nucleotides. RefSeq names its product RAB5B, member RAS oncogene family (gene rab5b). NCBI's taxonomy places the organism in Eukaryota, Metazoa, Chordata, Actinopteri, Syngnathiformes, Syngnathidae. The transcript is spliced from 7 exons. The coding region runs from base 341 to 991 and encodes 216 amino acids. The record is from RefSeq and is a predicted model, not a curated record. Gene Ontology annotation, molecular function: GTP binding; GTPase activity.
ACGAAGUGCUGCUGAAAGCAAUCGUGAAAGUAGCCCUGGGCUGCAGCAGACACUUUGCUCACCACGCUGCUGUCAUUGGUCCCUUGCACCUAAGAAGACCAACAAGAACUUGAAAGCAUCACGAGCCUGCAUUCAAGUGUGUACAUGCAGCGCGCAUGCGCGAUUUCCCCAACAGGAAGCGUUUGGCUUCAGCCAGCUGAUGUUGCUACAUUGAAGUCAACGGUCACGGGAAGCGACACUAUUUACGAGCACACGGGAUAUAACCAGCGAGGCUUCACCGUACAGGUUGGAGGCUGAGCGACGGUGACCUUCCCCCGACGGCACCCUGACACGGGUCGCUAUGAGCUCCCGAGGGAGUGGCGGCCGCUCCAAUGGCGCGCUGCAGCAAACCAAGAUCUGCCAGUUCAAGUUGGUGCUGCUGGGUGACAUGGCAGUAGGCAAGUCCAGUCUGGUGCUACGUUUCGUCAAGGGACAGUUUGACGAGUUUCAGGAGACCACCAUAGGAGCUGCCUUCCUGGCUCAGUCAGUGUGUUUAGAUGACACCACUGUCAAGUUUGAGAUCUGGGACACAGCAGGACAGGAGCGUUACCACAGCCUGGCACCCAUGUACUACCGAGGCGCUCAGGCUGCCAUCGUAGUUUUUGACAUCACCAAGCCGGAAACCUUUGAGAGGGCCAAGGCCUGGGUGAAGGAGCUGCAGAGGCAGGCCAGUCCCAACAUUGUCAUUGCUUUGGCGGGCAACAAGGCAGACUUGGCUGAGAAGAGACUAGUAGAGUAUGAGGAAGCGCAGACGUACGCCGAUGACACGAGCCUGCUCUUCAUGGAAACGUCGGCCAAGACGGCCAUGAACGUCAACGAGCUUUUCCUGGCCAUCGCCAAAAAGAUGCCAAAAACAGACACCCAAAACCCAACACACGCAGCGCGACAUCGAGGGGUCAACCUUCAGGACCCUGACGCCCACUCCACCAGAGCUUGCUGCGGCGGGAACUAGACCACGAUACCCCCCCACCCCCAUCAUGUACUACCAUGUGAACUCAUCACCACAAUCCCACUCCAAAAGUAUCCCUUCUUCCUCAGCUAACCAUGUUGAACAAUCAUCCUCAUCAGUGAAUGAAGCCCGCCGAGAAAAAGGGAAAGAAACUACAAAAAUGGAGGACACAAAUUGUGUAUAUUCUGCCUUGCAUCAUUUCAGCUUGACUCCUGCUUGAUAACCUACACUUGUACAAAACCAACAAGCAAAGAACGAAGCAAUAUGAUGUGGUAAAAUAAAAGAGGCUAAAUGUGCUUGACACGCUUCGUCUGUCUGGUCAUCUGGGUCCGAAAACUAACCAGCACAGUUUAUGUGUUUUAUGUUUUUGUAUUCAUAUAAGACCCCAUACAUGUCCGACAGUACAAAGCAAAAUAUAUGCCAUUGCUCUCACACCAUAGCGACAAUAAAGGCAUGAGCCACAAUGCGUUUGCUGACAUUACCUUUUUUUUUUGUGCUAAUAUUGUGUGCAUAGCAGAAAGUACAGAGUACUGAUACCUGCCGCAAGGCAUUUUCAAUUUUGUCAAUGGAGGACGGAAUGAAGAGUGCAAUUAAUUUAUUGUUGAAUGUGUUGGAGAAGGUGUACGUAUGUGUGAGCUUAUGUUGAAAGUGUGUGAGUGCGGAGGGGUGAAGUGUUGACAUUGAUGAGAAUUCCUAAAAUUGUGGCUUCUCAUCUUUUUUGAUUGAACAAUUUACAAAUGGAUGGAUGGAAAUUCAGAUUGAUAAAGUGUUUCUAGAGAUAUGAAAUGUUGAACACCUAAUUUGUUUAAUUUGGAUGUUAACAUUUACCCAACAUUGUGUUUUCACUGCUUUAUCUUGAGUGUUUGGAAUACAUUCAAAUAAAUAAAAAGGUAUGAGUACGUCAA